AUGUACACUGAUGACAUGGGACGGUAUCUGCGCCUCCCACGAGUACUCAACGCCCAAGAGGACCACUUCUAUACUCAAACUUCCGAGAUGAGCGCUUGGAUGAUACCAGGAAGAUGGUCAAAAACCCUCAGCGUUGCCGCUACCCCAUAUCACGAUUUCACCAAAUGGUCUACCAGUCCUAGCGAUACAUGGUCGGCAACAACAGUUGGCGGACCUCAGUUUCGCACAUAUUCUGGGUCUAGUGCGGAAUGCGUUCAAGCGGACAGCUCUUCAAACCUAAUGUCAUGUCGACGCGAUGGGCAAAAUAAUGUCAUCAAUUCUACCGUCCGUGCUGAGCAAGACACUGCUCCUCUGCUUACCCCCACAGGAUAUCUAUACGAUCAAACCAAUGCCAUCUUCAAUCUAAACAGCUCACUUCCAAGCCACCUAGUCCACAGGUCUCUUGGUAGUCAGCUUAUCACCGCCAUGGACUAUUCUUCCAACACUUGGCCGGCCAACGUUUGCCGAGUCCAAAGCCUUCACGGAGACCAGCCCAACAUGCUUCCUCAAGAUCACCAGAUGAAGACAACACUAGGGUCGAACUGUCUCAUUAACAGGCCUAGCCCCAGAGAAUUGGUCAUCGACACAGAUACUGUUACCACCAGCAAUAGCCGUGGAUACCGUGGCAACCUAAGACUCGAGCGCAACCGCGACGCAGACAUACCCGACGAAGAGAACUGUAGAUUAUGGCUUACUGGUAUACCACCAGACACAGAUUACGCCCAAUUGUUAUCGUUUCGGAAUGUGGGCCCAGUAUACGCCUCGCAUCUGACAGAGCCGCAGUUGUAUACUCGUCAAUCGGACGGCAUUGAUGUCUACUCACGAGCAGCGUCCAUUACAUUCUUUCGUGCUGAGGAUGCAAACCACUUUCUCCGCGACCACCAAGAGAGAAACUUCCAGAUCGACGACUGGAAGAUAGACAUGAGGCGUCAUCGGAUACGCACCCGCUCCACGCAGAUCCGUGGCAGAUCACGCAUCUUGCUGAUCAAGGGCGAUCCGGCGGUAGUGCACCCCCGGGCGCUGGACUCGAUCAUUCGAAAUAUCUGGCAAAUCUAUUACGACGUCGACUUCCUCCAGUACGAGGAAGCGAAUGGAUGUGGCCGGUUGGAGAUUGCAUUUGGAAGUUUCAGGGCACAGGCGGAGCAGGUCGUUUGUCGCCUCCAGAAUUUCCGCCCUCAACGGAUCGUCGUUGAGUAUCUCAAAGACCCGUGUGCGGGAUUUGGGCCCUGA
This is a messenger RNA of Neoarthrinium moseri, 1269 nucleotides long. RefSeq lists its product as uncharacterized. Bases 1 to 1269 code for a protein of 422 amino acids. NCBI's taxonomy places the organism in Eukaryota, Fungi, Ascomycota, Sordariomycetes, Amphisphaeriales, Apiosporaceae. The record is from RefSeq and is a predicted model, not a curated record. The transcript has a single exon.